GCAGCCGCCGCGUCGUUCUCGCGUAUUACAAUUAAAACAUGUCUGGAAUUGAACUAAUUUGAAUAAUAAUAAAUAUAAAAAAAAUAUUCUAAAAAUAAUUUUCGUUCAAAAAUGGGUGUAAUGGUACGUGUUCUGUUUUUGAUGUGCAUUUUGGAAUGGUCCGUUUUAGCGCAAUUCGGCAGUAUAUCAGUGAGUGUUGGCAUGGGAGGAAUUAGAAGCGACAAUGAAAAUCUAAGCGUGAGAGCGCCUUGUCCACCGAAUACAUCUUGUGUGCCAAUCAGCUCGUGUCCGAUGCUUGAAGAUCUACUCGAUUUCUCGUGCUUUUCAUCGGAUAAAUACUUUCAUCGUUUAAAUCAACUAACGUGUGGUAAUGACAAUAACGAAGACUACGUUUGCUGUCCGUCGUGUGACUGCGGCCGAGUCUACCAGGAAGGCACGCAAUCGUGUGGCGAGAGUAUGGUACGAGGAGUUGAUUAUGACGGAAUCGGCACACAUCCUUGGGUGGCCAGAAUUGGUUUCACUAAAGAAGAAACGGGCAAUGUUAGAUUCGCUUGCAGUGGAUCUAUAAUAUCGAAGCGAGUUGUAUUAACUGCGGCGCACUGUGCUUUGGCCAAACCAGAAAGAUACAAAUUGUCUACGGUGGUAGUGGGCGAAUGGGAUAUUGGACGCAGUCCUGACUGUAACGAUUUCUUCUGCGCCCCUCCCACGCAAGCAAUAAAAGUUGAAAGCGUUGUUGUGCACCCUGGUUACGAGGAAAAGAUUUUCCGGCACGACAUUGCACUCAUCUUGUUGAAAGAUGAAAUCAAGUAUUCCGUGACAGCAGCACCAGUUUGCCUGAAUGAAAAACCGGAAGUUGUAAUAAACGAACGCGCAUCACUGGUCGGUUGGGGGAAACUGUCCGGUCAGACUAAUGUGGUUAGCCGCCAGCAGCUACUAGAAGUGCCUCUUGUUCCUCUAGAAAAAUGUGAAAAAGUAUUUGGCGAAUCCGUGCCAGUACACGAGGGGCAGCUGUGUGCGGGCGGUGAAGAAGGAAAGGAUGCCUGUUCUGGAUUCGGAGGAGCACCACUACUCAUCAAACGUGACGGAAAAUUUCUUCAGACGGGAAUCGUGUCAUUUGGCUCCGAAAACUGCGGCAGCGACGGCGUACCCAGCGUGUAUACAAACAUUGCUCAUUAUUAUCGAUGGAUCGUAGAAAACUCACCCUCUUAAAGGAAAAUAUACGAAAUUUAUAAAAAAAAAAUUC
This is a messenger RNA of Bombyx mandarina (wild silkworm), 1243 nucleotides long. RefSeq names its product CLIP domain-containing serine protease B4. Gene Ontology annotation, molecular function: serine-type endopeptidase activity. The record is from RefSeq and is a predicted model, not a curated record. Gene Ontology annotation, biological process: proteolysis. NCBI's taxonomy places the organism in Eukaryota, Metazoa, Arthropoda, Insecta, Lepidoptera, Bombycidae.